CUGGAAUCUUACUGUUCGGCAGGUGAAUCACAUUGCCUAUUCCUACUCUCUUCGAAUGAGCUAACUGGAGAACGUAUUCCAGGCAUGCUGUUUCAUGCAGUACGCCUGAGAGGAUGGCUAUUUAGUUCGAUAUCAAAUUAUGUAUGUAUCCUAGAGUUGUCGCUGUACUCACCCUCAAUCUUCGCAUCUAUUACAGUGACUAUACUCUAUGACACGCAUACCCAACUACACCAACGAUUCCGCUCCAACAACAUUUGCUCAUCCACAGAACUUCAUCGUCUUCGGUGAAAUGGGUGUAGGGAAGAGCUCGCUGAUAAACCUCAUUGCUGGUGAACAAGUCGCCAAGUCCUCUUCCGGCGUACAAUCCUGCAAUCUCGAAUCAACCGAGUAUCCAAUCAGGUUAUCUGACCCCCAGCUUAAUGUCAAUCUAUUCGAUACAGUGGGCUUGGACAGCCCUACAAUGGAUAGCGCGAGCUAUCUAAAUGCCCUUGUGAAGGCACACGAGCUCAUCGUUUCACUCAAGAACCAAGGCGGGGUCCAUGGCUUAAUCUUUUGCAUCAAGGGUGGCAGAGUGUCACGCACUAUGCAACAGAACUACAGGCUAUUCUACGAGUUCUUGUGCCAAAAAAAGGUGCCCCUUGCUCUGGUCGUUACCAACCUUGAGACCGAAGUGAACAUGGAUGACUGGUGGACACGUAACAAGGUCCAUGUCGAAAAGUCGGGCGUUGUCCCUGCUACGCAUGUUUGCAUCACCGCCAUUAAGGGCCAUCAAAACGCACACGAAAACAAAUACUUCGAAUCCAGGAGGAAAGUGCACAAUAUGCUUAGGGUACUCGGAAGAGCUGAGCCAUACUCGAUCGACACGAGUAGCUGGUUUGGGCGGAUGUGCAGGUUGCUGCCGGAGCUUUUGCUCACAGCCAAGACCUUGGGGAGGAGUCGUCAGAAGAUGCUACAGAUGCUCACGAAGCGUUGCGAGCUGCGCAAGGAGGAUGCAGUGCAGCUUCUUCAAAGAAUUGACUCUAGUCAAGACAAAUAUUAGUAACUUAUUGCACGUCGUAUGCUAUUGAAUACCCAUCGGAUUAAGUACUUACAUACCCCUGGUUAUCUUGUACAUGUUGUAACGUCUACAUAGUAUAUCAAUCCUUCCUAAUGCUGAUCACUACACUUGCAAACGUGCGAAAGAAUUCUGAAAUAUCAUUCCGACCAUUAGAAAAUUGCGCGCGUUCGCACCAAUAUCUCCCUCCUACAUUUAAGUCUCUGUAAGCUAACUCUCAGUGUAACCAUAGCCCGAUUUCUGUUCGUCUAGCUGUAUAUAGGCUCAGCGGCGACGGUC
Molecule: messenger RNA, 1333 nt
Organism: Suillus subalutaceus
Lineage: Eukaryota; Fungi; Basidiomycota; Agaricomycetes; Boletales; Suillaceae
Exons: 2
Coding region: 209-1039 (276 amino acids)
Molecular function (GO): GTP binding
Source: RefSeq, a predicted model, not a curated record